Molecule: messenger RNA, 5814 nt
Organism: Drosophila rhopaloa
Lineage: Eukaryota; Metazoa; Arthropoda; Insecta; Diptera; Drosophilidae
Gene: Cadps
Product: calcium-dependent secretion activator
Exons: 25
Coding region: 435-5033 (1532 amino acids)
Biological process (GO): synaptic vesicle exocytosis; dense core granule exocytosis
Source: RefSeq, a predicted model, not a curated record
GGUAGUAAAAUUGCCGUUGAUCUAUUCUAUUUAUUCACAGUCGUUCGUUUACUGAUUUAUAUACUUUGAUAAUAAUUAAAUAUUUAAAUAAACAAAAGAUACAUUAUACCGUUUAAUAAUAAAAUACUAUAACGAAGUGGCUGAUGAUUAUACCAUUAUGUUCUAUUGUCAUUAGCAGUGCAUGACUGCCACCCUAUUCGCUCGGUUUAGUAAUCGUGUAAAUACACAUACAUAAGUCAGUAAAGUGUACACUUUGUGGAUAACGGUUUACUGAAUACCAAAUAUAUGUGAAGACGAUUUGUUGACAAGACUGAAACAGUAUAAAUAAAAUUUAAAGGUACAUAAAUUAAAAAAUCAACCUCCAAGAAAAUUGGCCGAUUUUUCCACCCUUACAGGAUUGAAACUGAAAAAAUCCGGGUCGAGUUUAUCUCAUCAUGAUUGAUCCUAGUUCAAGUGAGGAGGAAGGGGAAGAUGACCCAGUUGUCAAUGUACCAUCGAAAGGACGUAUUUCACAAGCGCCCAAAAUCGCCGGUGCCGUUUCUGUAAUAGGUGGAUCUUCAGGUUUUGGUGUUGGAAAUAUUCCUACAUCUGGCUCUAAUAGUGAUUUGGCCGGGAAUCAGAGACAAUCGAAUAACAGUUUUGUCGGUAAUCGAAGUGAGGCCGGAAACAUAAGUGCGACUCCCGGACAGGGAGUAUCCACUAACAAAUUUGAGCACGGUAGCCGAGUUGAUGGUGGGAACCUUGAGGUGCCUAACAAUGUUAUUCCAAGUGGUAUUUCGCAAGAAACAUUAAACCAAAGUAUCGGAUCCUCAAGGGCCAACUCUCUUCCACGACCAUUGUCACCAUCACCAUCUUUAACCAGCGAGAAGCCUGAAACUGGAGAUCCGCAUGAUAAACAUGAACGUGAAGAAGAGGAACGCAAACGUCGAAUUCAACUAUAUGUGUUUAUAUCGCGAUGCAUUUCAUACCCGUUUAAUGCUAAACAACCCACGGAUAUGACUAAGCGGCAAACAAAAAUUACCAAACAGCAAUUAGAAAUUAUAACCCAAAGAUUUCAAGCGUUUCUUAAAGGUGAAACACAAAUAAUGGCUGAUGAAGCAUUUCAAAAUGCUGUACAGAGUUACCAUGACGUGUUUCUUAAAUCAGAACGAGUUUUAAAGAUGGUACAGUCUGGUGCUUCAUCGCAACAUGAUUUUCGCGAAGUUUUUCGCAAUAAUAUAGAAAAACGCGUCAGAUCUUUACCAGAGAUCGACGGUCUUAGUAAGGAAACCGUGUUAACUUCUUGGAUGGCAAAAUUCGACAUAAUAUUAAAAGGUACUGGAGAAGAAGAUUCAAAACGACCAUCUCGUAUGCAGCAAUCACUUAAUAGCGAGCUAAUUUUAUCAAAAGAGCAAUUGUAUGAUAUGUUUCAACAAAUAUUGUUAGUUAAAAAAUUUGAGCAUCAAAUUUUAUAUAACGCACUGAUGUUGGACUCCGCUGAUGAACAAGCAGCAGCUAUAAGAAGGGAGUUAGAUGGAAGAAUGCAACGCGUGGGAGAAAUGGAAAAAAAUCGCAAACUUAUGCCAAAAUUUGUACUCAAAGAAAUGGAGUCUCUAUACGUUGAGGAGCUUAAGUCGUCAAUAAAUCUUCUAAUGGCAAAUCUUGAAUCUCUUCCAGUUUCAAAAGGAAAUAUGGAUAGUAAAUAUGGACUUCAAAAACUAAAACGUUAUAACCACAGUACACCGUCAUUUUUGAAAUUAAUUCUGCGAUCCCACGGGUCCUUGUCUAAACUGGAGGGUGACUCAGAGGAUGGCUCUACACAAUUGACAAAGUUAGAUGUUGUACUCACCUUUCAAUUGGAAGUGAUCGUUAUGGAGGUUAAAGGUCUUAAAUCAUUAGCUCCCAAUCGCAUUGUCUACUGCACAAUGGAAGUUGAAAAUGGCGAUAAACUUCAAACGGAUCAAGCAGAAGCAUCAAAACCAAUGUGGGACACACAGGGGGAUUUCACAACCACACAUCCAUUGCCUGUUGUAAAGGUAAAACUUUACACAGAGAAUCCGGGAAUGCUUGCAUUGGAGGAUAAGGAACUUGGAAAAGUAACCCUUAAACCUACUCCGCUUUCAUCAAAAUCUCCUGAGUGGCAUCGAAUGAUUAUUCCGAAAAACCUUCCGGACCAAGAUAUACGUAUUAAGAUAGCUUGCCGACUUGACAAACCUUUAAAUAUGAAACAUUGCGGACAUCUCUAUGCGAUCGGGAAAUCAGUCUGGAAAAAGUGGAAAAGGCGCUAUUUCGUCUUAGUUCAAGUAUCACAAUAUACCUUUGCUAUGUGCAGUUAUAAAGAGAAAAAAUCAGAACCGUCUGAGAUGAUGCAGCUUGAUGGAUAUACGGUAGAUUACAUUGAAGCAGCCAGUGCCAACUUAAUGUUUGGCAUCGAUUUAAAUGGAGGUCGCUAUUUUUUUAAUGCUGUUCGCGAGGGUGAUAGCAUUUCGUUUGCUUGCGAUGACGAGAACGAAUGCAGCCUUUGGGUCAUGGCCAUGUACAGAGCGACCGGUCAGUCCCAUAAGCCAACUCCUCCAAUUACACAAGAUAAAAAUUCGGCAAUGUCAAAGAUUCAAGGUGACGCAGACAAAGCACGGAAACAUGGAAUGGAAGAUUUUAUAAGCACCGAUCCGUGUACUUUUGACCAUGCUACUCUUUUCAAAACUUUACAAAACCUCACACUAGAAUAUAGACUUAACGAUCCAUAUGCGUCUCUGGGCUGGUUUAGUCCUGGUCAAGUGUUCGUGCUGGACGAAUAUUGCGCCCGUUACGGUGUACGAGGAUGUUACCGACAUUUAUGUUACCUUUCUGAUUUACUAGAUCGCGCUGAAAAACAACACAUGAUAGACCCAACUCUAAUACACUAUUCUUUCGCGUUUUGCGCGAGUCAUGUUCACGGAAAUCGGCCUGAUGGGGUAGGCAGCAUAACGCAUGAAGAGAAAGAGAAAUUUUCUGAAAUUAAGGAACGUCUUCGUCAGUUACUGGAGUUUCAAAUAACAAAUUUUAGAUAUUGUUUUCCCUUCGGUCGCCCAGAGGGUGCACUUAAAGCGACAUUGUCUUUGCUAGAGAGGGUUUUAAUGAAAGACAUUGUUACACCGGUUCCACCUGAGGAAGUUCGUCAAAUGAUUAAAAAAAGCUUAGAGACAGCAGCGCUUGUAAAUUACACUCGUCUUUCUAAUAAGGCUAAAAUUGAAGAGGAUUUGCGAGGUGAAGUUAUUGUUCCAGCCCCAAAAAAACUAGAGGAUUUAAUACACUUAGCAGAACUUUGUGUUGAUUUGUUGCAACAAAAUGAGGAACAUUAUGGAGAACUGCGCAGACAUGAUAAAAUGGAUAAAAAUAAAAUAAGUAAGGAAGAUGAUGAUGUACCAGGAGGCCACAAUGAAAGCGAUGUUGAUUUUACUGCCAAUACUGGACUCAUUAGCACAUCUGAACUGGCUACUGCGGCGUCAACUGAUGGACCGUCAUUUCGUUACUGCAUGCCGACACAUGCGGUUUAUACCCCGCCAGUACCAACGGCUUUUGCGUGGUUUAGCGAUUUGCUGGUUGAACACGCGGAGAUAUUCUGGUCCCUCUUUGCGGUUGAUAUGGACAGAGUCUUAUCAGAGCAGGCUCCUGACACAUGGGAUUCUUUUCCAUUAUUUCAAAUUUUAAAUGACUAUUUAAGAGCUGAUGAUAAUUUGCGUAAUGGACGUUUUCAUCAGCACCUGCGCGACACAUUCGCACCGUUAGUGGUGCGGUAUGUCGAUCUUAUGGAAUCUUCAAUAGCUCAAUCAAUUCAUAAGGGAUUUGAAAAAGAACGCUGGGAAAGCAAAGGGAUUAACGCUGCUUUGAACCCUGCAGCAUUAAACAAUGCUGCCCAGGCGCUCAAUACAGCUGCUCUCAACCCAUCAAUGCUACUCAGCGGUAAAAAAGAUCAAGUAAAUUUUUAUGUACCGAAGUUACCAAAGCAAUCAAAUUCAACAGUGGCCAGCGACGAUAUGAGAAACGGGUGUGCCACCUCUGAAGAUUUAUUUUGGAAGCUAGACGCUCUACAGUCUUUUAUAAGAGACCUACACUGGCCAGAUGCGGAGUUUCGACAACAUUUAGAACAGCGCCUAAAAAUGAUGGCCGUUGAUAUGAUAGAGCAAUGUAUACAACGAACAGAUUCGUCUUUUCAGUCAUGGCUGAAAAAAAACAUUGCCUUUAUAUCAACUGAUUACAUUUUACCUUCUGAAAUGUGCGCUAUGGUCAAUGUGAUAUUAGAUGCUAAAAAUCAAAGCUUUAAAUUAACUACAAUUGACGGCAUUGAUUUGUAUAAAUUUCAUUCAAAAAUUGACGACCAAAUCGACAAAGCGAAUGUAGCUAUGACACAAGGUCUAAGCAGUAAACUUAUGUCAGUGCUAGACUCGACUUUGUCAAAACUAGCACGAUACGAUGAAGGUAGCUUAAUCGGCUCGAUUCUAAGUUUUACAAAUGUUUCAAGCUCAGGAAAGGAUCUUGGACAAGGAUACGUAAAUUUCUUUAGAAAUAAUAUGGAUCAAAUACGAGGAAAGAUUGGCGACGAUUUGUGGACCCUAAAUUUUUUUGAGCAGUGGUAUUCGCAGCAGAUCAAUAUGCUGUGUAAUUGGUUGUCAGAACGCUUAGACCACGCUCUACACUAUGCUCAAGUUUCAUCUAUUUCUCAUAUAAUCAAGAAAAUAUACUCAGACUUUGAACUGCAAGGUGUAUUGGAAGAUAAAUUAAAUUCUAAAGCAUAUCAGGCGGUUGCACAGCGUAUGGCAACUGAGGAAGCAACAUGUGCUUUGACAAUGCCUGACGUUGGCGAAGAUGAACCCUGCGAUGAUAUUCGAGAAGGGGACGAAGAAGACACUGCGGACGAAUCUACCUCUAACAUACCAAGGGGCUUACCAAAACCAAAGGUGGCUGCCGCACAAGCUGCAGCUGUUACCAACGUGGUUGCCGGUCGUGUAGGAAAUUUGCUAGGAAAAGGGAUUGGCGGACUUAGUUCAAAGUUAGGAAGUGGAAGUUGGUUUUAGGAGGCGCAAGUAUUUUUAAUUAUUUAAGAAACACCAAUAUUUUUUUAUUGGACUUUUAUUUUAAAGUUCAAUUGUUUUAGAUUUCUUACUAUUAAUAUACAAAUAUAAAACUUUUAAGUGAUGUUGUACCUUUUUCAAAAAGUUGUUAACAUUGGAGAAUGGAAUUAUCAACUUACUUUAAGUUUAUAUUCUUGAUAGCGAACCGAAUUAGCUGUUUUGCUUUUUUAAUAUUCAAUUUAAAUAAAACUUCACUCUUCUAUUUCUUAUUCAUGAAAUAUAACGUAUUGAACCCUAAUUAAAUAAAUAAAUACAUAAAUAGCUUAGUUUAUCAUUUGGUUUUUAGAGCAGAUAUCGUUACAAAGAGCUAUUGCACUGAAAGCAGAGCUGUUACCUGAUCCAACUUGUUUUUUUGUUUCAGAAAAAUAAAUAUAUUACUGUCAUGUACUAAACAAUACUUUUACAUGCAUUUUUCGAAAACUGAAUAAAUAUUUUUGGCUCAUUAGCUGGCUGAAAACAAAGCUCAUGUUAAAGGUUCAGAUGACAGUUCUAUUUUUAGUUUAAGUAUAUGUGCGGCCAGAAAGAUUUAAGAGGUAGCUAAUUUUUCAAUUUGUUGAAUUACCCGAAAAUAUAUAGCAUUUGAAAAAUUGUUACAACUUCUAUUUACUACCCCCUAAUAAUUCAAAGGGGAACACUUAAUUAACAGUCAAAAUGCUGAGUUUCUACCUGUUAAUAGAUAAACGAAUAAAAUAUAAAACACUUGCUUUUAAUUAAUCUAAAAUAA